UACAGCUGUCGCCAUCUUUGUUGUGUACAGUUACCAUAGUUACAAGUGGUGUUCUCGUCCAUCGCGAGCUUUACGCCCCUGCGUUCUGCAUAAGAUGGAUUUACUCACGUUUGGACUAAAAUCCUGUUCCAAGUUAAAUUGUAACAUUAAUAGAUGUAGUAUUUUACGAUUGGUUUCCCACAUUAGCAGUGUAACACGUCAAGCAUUUAAACCUGCAUCUGAGCAAGAGAUAUUUUAAAUUGACUGGUGAAGAAACAGUUUUAGUUAGCCUGCAGUUUGCGGUUCCACAUAUGUUGCAUGCCCAUUCGUCCGUCUUUCACAUUAUCAUUUAGUUGUAGAAAGUCAACAACAUGUGAAAUGUGUCUUUCGCUGAUUUCUGCUCAUUGAAUAUAUAUAAAAUGGCAUUUAAGUUGCAAUAUUUUGAGGUUUUGCGUUCUUUAAAAUUUAAAGCCCCCUGCUUCCGUUUCCGAGCUGUUUACCAACCGCCAUCAAACACCAGAAGAAGACCCACCAGUUCAGCGUUUUUAACGAUGGCUCACACCGAAGUGGUUUUAGACAAGGACCAGUUUAACUGCUCGAUCUGUCUGGACGUGUUGAAGGAUCCCGUGACCAUCCCCUGUGGACACAGCUACUGCUCUAACUGUAUCCAGAAUUACUGGGACCAGGACGACUACCUGGGAAUCUUCGCUUGCCCGCAGUGCAGACAGAACUUCAACCCGAGACCGGCGCUCGCCAAGAACACCAUGCUGGCCGACGUAGUGGAGAAACUCAAAAACACUGGAAUCCAAGAGGCCACGACGCCUGCAAAUCAAAGUUUUGCUGAGGCCGACGAUGUGGAGUGCGACGUCUGCACCGGGAGGAAAAACAAAGCUGUCAAAUCAUGUCUGGUGUGUCUGGUCUCGUACUGCGAUAUUCACGUCCAGCCUCACUACGAGUCUACUGCUUUCAAGAAGCACAAGCUGGUGUCGGCCUCCAAAAAACUCCAGGAGACAAUUUGUCCCCGACAUGACAGGCUGCUGGAAGUGUACUGCCGCACCGACAAGCACUGCAUCUGCUACCUGUGUCUGGCAGAUGAACACAAAGGGCAUGACACCGUGCUGGCUGAGGCAGAAAUACAACAGAAACAGAGGCAGCUUGGUGACAUGAAGCAGAGCUCUCAGCUGAAAACUCAGCAAAGAGAAAAGGAGGCCCAGGAGCUGAGACAAGCCAUUUUCUCUCUGACUCGCUCUGCUCAGGCAGCAGUUGACGAAAGCGACAGAGUCUUCACAGAGUUCGUUCAGUCAAUCCAGCUGAAGCGUUUUGAGGUGAGAGAGCUGAUCAAAGCCCAGGAAAAAACGGCCAUCAGUCAGGCUGAGCUGCUGCUGGAAAAGAUCCAGAAGGAGAUCGCUGAGCUGAAGAAGAAUGAGGCUGAACUGGACAGACUUUCCCAUACUGAGGACCAUGUGCAUUUCCUUCGGAGUUGUCAGUCUAUCCAUGCUCCACCUGUGCUGGCAGCUUUGCCUUCAGUCACUGUGGACCCAAACCUCACCUUUGGCCCAGUGAUGACUGCUGUGUCAGAUUUUAAAGGACUGUUGCAGGAGGUCUGCCAGGGAGGAUUUGUCGGCAUCUAUGAAAGAGUGAGAGAUGUAGUAAUUGUAGGUUCUCCAAAUCCUGCUGUCCAGCUCAACACAGCACAAGCUGAAGAUACCGGGUCUACUGCACAAAUGGAAACCACGCUAGUCUCUUCACCUGGCCUGGACCAGAGUCCCCUGAGCCCUCUCAACCCUUUCCUCUCUCCAUCGGUUGUGCCCAUGUUUGCCUUCUCACAGUUUGGCGCCAAACUCUCGUCAGGGUCCAGACAGAGGCACCCUCAGCGACGCGCUCACCCCAGGCGAAAAUAGAAUUCAAGUGGACAUCAAACUGUCCUUGCAUCUACAUGUCCAGAAUGCUACAGUACACGAGAGUGCUCCUCUCCUUUUUCUCUCACAAAUAUGUACUAUUCAUGAAAUGUAUGUUUAAUAAGCUAUCUUCUGCAUUGUCGUUUAAAGUUUCGUUUUCCCCAAUAAGCUGUACUUGCAUCCUUCAUCACAGUGCAAGUGAGAAAGAGAUGAGGAAAACAUUUGUAAGCACCACACAGUGAAUGCACAUUUACUUUAAGUAUGCGGUAUCUUAUUUAAGUAUUAGCAAGGAAAUCACCUUGAACUUUAGUCAAAUGUUAGUUUUUAUGAGGUUAUGCUUUUAUAAAUAUCAUUACAUUUGUUUGUUUUUUUUAACUUUAAACAUAAAAUGUAAUAAUAUAUUGUGAUUUGUGACACACAAAGUAAAAAGCAAACCUGUAGAAACUAGACUUUCUCCUGGAUGGGUCUGUUUUCUGCACUGGGGCUAGUUUACACGUUAUUGCAUUUUGAAGCAACACAGGCAUUAGGUGUCUGGUGUAGAAGUGGGAUAACAGGUUGACUGUGUACACACAAACAUUGCAAGGCUUUCCUGUAAAAUAACAUCAACAGAUCACUGCACCUAGUAU
Messenger RNA from Monopterus albus (swamp eel), 2503 nucleotides. It is a transcript of the gene ftr67, whose product is annotated as finTRIM family, member 67. Lineage: Eukaryota; Metazoa; Chordata; Actinopteri; Synbranchiformes; Synbranchidae. Gene Ontology annotation, molecular function: zinc ion binding. The coding region runs from base 399 to 1880 and encodes 493 amino acids. The transcript has 8 exons. The record is from RefSeq and is a predicted model, not a curated record.